AUGGAGCAAAGCAAUGGAUCAAGUUCUUCGGCAUUAUCAAAUAUGGCUGCUCCAAUGUUUGGUGGGAAAAAUUAUCAGAUAUGGGCUGUUAAGAUGAAGUUUUUCAUGAAAGGAGCAGACUUAUGGGAAGCCGUUGAAGAGGAUGACGAGGUUCCUCCUCUCGGUGCAAAUCAAACAGUGAAUCAAAUAAGGAUCCACAAAGAGAAGGUAACGAGAAAAGCAAAGGCUAUGUCAUAUCUUUUCUCUACAGUUUCUCAAUCGGUGUUCACGAAGAUAAUGUCGUUUGAAACGACAAAAGAAGUGUGGGAUUUCAUGAAGGAGUAUGAGGGAGAUGAGAAAAUCAGGGGAAUGAAAGUUCUCAAUUUGUUCAAGGAGUUUGAAAGACAACAAAUGAAGACAAAUGAAUCUGUCAAGGAUUACAUAAAUCGGUUGGUAAGCAUUGUGAACAAAAUAAGGAUACUUGGCGAAGACAUUGAAGACAAAAGAAUAGUGCAGAAGGUAUUGGUUUCAAUACCAGAACGUUUUGAAGCAACUAUCGCAUCUCCGGAAAAUACGAAGAAACUUUGA
Molecule: messenger RNA, 567 nt
Organism: Tarenaya hassleriana
Lineage: Eukaryota; Viridiplantae; Streptophyta; Magnoliopsida; Brassicales; Cleomaceae
Exons: 1
Coding region: 1-567 (188 amino acids)
Source: RefSeq, a predicted model, not a curated record